Molecule: messenger RNA, 369 nt
Organism: Opisthorchis viverrini
Lineage: Eukaryota; Metazoa; Platyhelminthes; Trematoda; Opisthorchiida; Opisthorchiidae
Exons: 3
Source: RefSeq, a predicted model, not a curated record
AUGAAUCAGCUCUUCUACGAUCAAGUGGCUGGCUGCACUCACCGACUGCAACUGGGCACCAAGGACCUGCUGCACGCCUUCGACGAAGUUGUCAAAGAGAAACUGCUAGCACGAGACUUCUUUUGGUCCAGGAAAGAUGCUACUCAACCAGACGAGAAACACAUUCGGGUCACAUCGCACUCCUUUCCUCGUCGCCCCGAACCGCCCCAUGGUCUCCUAGUAUUCGGCCGGCAAACACUUUCCAAUAUCUAUCCCUAUAUAUGCAUGUGCAUAGCAUUAAAGGAGACAAAAUCUCUGAAGUAUAUUUUUGUGAAUCUGAAAGAACAACGAACAGGUCGAAGAAAGAUGAAACUAUUGUCACUGUAUUAA